AUGGCUUCUAUGAACAACUGGUUGGCUUUCUCUCUCUCUCCACAGGAAUUCCCACCGCCUCAGCCCCACCAGAAUCACAGGCUAAUCUCCGGCGAUGAUGUCUCUGCCGACUGCUUUGGGCUUACAUCAGAGUCCUCCACUGAAGGACUCAACAUCCCGAAUCUGAGGACGGAUGGGCCAUUUGGCAUCCUUGAAGCAUUCAAUAGGUCUCAGCCACAGUCUCAAGGUCGGUUAUAUGCCUCUACAGAGAUCCUGGGGACGUAUUUGUUUUCUUUAGAAACCAAACUUUAGUUGAGAACGAGGGAUGAUAUAUAUGCUCCACUAUAAAUUAUUGCACUUCUGAUCGAUACUCAUCCUGGUUCUCCGGGCGAUAUUUUUACUUAUUUCAACAGAUUGGAGCAUGAAGAGCCUAGAUUUCAAAGGGAACGCAUCGGAGCUGUCGAUGGUCGUGGGAUCCACAAGCAACCAGAACGACAUGGAAGUUGAAAAGCCUAAGUUGGAAGACUUCCUCGGAGGGAACUCCUUCCCUGACAACAACCGGAGCCUCCAGCCAGGGUGCAACUCGAUGGGCGGCACCUACGAUAACUCCGCGGCCUACAUGUUUUCCAACUGUUCCCUUCAGCUCCCUCCGGCUGCUUCGGCAGUCUCCGUUUCCGACACUGCAGGAGGCAGCGGAUCUAACAAUAGCAACUCCAUCGGGCUGUCGAUGAUCAAAACCUGGCUGAGAAGCCAGCCAGGCCCCCCGCAGCAGGAUGGCAGGGUGACCGAUAUGGUCGUCUCGGGCGGCGCUGUGUCAUCUUCUGUGCGGAAUGCUGGCGUGAAUCCGAGUAACGUUCAGAGCUUGUCGCUGUCGAUGAGCACCGGGUCUCAGUCGAGCUCACCCCUCCCGCUGAUGGCGGCGAGUGCAAGCGGCGGCGGUGGCGCGGAGAGCUCGUCCUCGGCGGACAAUAAGCAAAAGACUAAUAGUAGCGGAACCGCCCUCGAUGUACAGAGUGGUUCCAUGGAAGCAGCAACAAGGAAAUCCAUUGACACCUUCGGGCAACGGACUUCGAUAUAUCGCGGUGUAACAAGGUUUCGUCAUCCACUAAAGUCUCAUAUGGAAUCAUUAAUGUCUUUCUUAUCUUUAUGUUUACAUUAUUUUCCAUUGUUACACGUUCAUUUUAGAGAUCAUUCUCCUCAUCUAUGAGAGAGGAUCCGUGACCCAUGUCAUCAUCUCUUGUAUUGGUUUCUUCUCAAGUAAAAAUCGUGAUCCAAGGAUCUAAUACGCCAUUCUCGUCGAUAUCGCGCAGGGGAGAUCAGCCUCGGAUUUCUUACGACAUUUUCGACAUCUGUUCUCUUUUCGGAUGUUGUAUGCCUUCGGAAAGUGGUUUAUCCGAGAACCCCGCCGGUUCUCCCUUCUUCCCCUUCCAUUUUUGCCGAGGCUACGCAUGACAGUUCCUUUUUUUUUACGGCUGAGAACAUGAAAGUUCCAUAUUUUCCCUUUUUUAAAACGUACACUGGAUGCGCUACUCCUGGGCUCUUAUGAACUGCCCUUUAAUAUAUUUCUAGAGUCUGCUUUUGUAAUCUUGCAUUUCUUUUCCCCUUGCAAUCGCCAAGACGUACACAGGAUAGUACUCACACCAUAGAUUCAAACUAUUUUUGUGAGAGCAGACAAUAUUUUACCAAUGCUGGCUGCCUUAGACUUCCCCUUUUGAUAUUCGAUGAAACCCCCCGAGAAAACAGCUUCCUGAAAGUUCCCUCUGCAGGCAUAGAUGGACGGGUCGAUAUGAAGCUCAUCUGUGGGACAACAGUUGUAGAAGGGAAGGGCAGACACGUAAGGGCAGACAAGGUGUGUAUGCCAAGUAGUUUACCAGCGUUUAAAUCUAAAAUAACCAAACCCUCUGCUAAUUUACUUCUUUUUCCUUGUUAUUUUUAUCAUAUGUCGUCGUCCGGUGCGGGGUUGGAACUCUUCCUUCCAAUGCAGUGUACUUGGGUGAGCGUCAAACAGUAUCUGUUUUGUCCGGAUCUAGUUUCCUUAGUGAAAUAUCAAGGAAAAAAGACGAACUCCGGGGUGCCAUAUUUUCUAAGAUCAUUAUGUGUUGCUACAGGUGGCUACGACAAGGAAGAAAAAGCGGCCAGGGCUUAUGAUUUGGCUGCUCUGAAGUACUGGGGAACCACCACAACAACAAACUUCCCUGUACAGUUCUGAUCCCCUCGUCUUUGGGAUGGGUCUAUUAAACAAAUUUUUCCAUACAUAUCGUCAAGAUAUAGCAUGUGUUUAAUUGAAUGUGUUGGCAAUGUUGCUUUAGAUAAGUAAUUAUGAAAAAGAGCUUGAGGAGAUGAAGCAUAUGACCAGGCAGGAAUAUGUUGCAUCUCUGAGAAGGUAAUGCCUUUUACCCCAUCGGUCAACUUCCUAGGAAGGAAAGCAGAGCCAUGCUGUUGAUAGCUUGCUCCCUUAUCUUUGAUGCAGGAAAAGCAGUGGGUUUUCUCGAGGAGCAUCUAUCUAUCGAGGUGUCACAAGGUAUGUUCUUGCGGCCUUAGCUCUUGAAUACAUGCAUAGGUAUCAUCAGGAUAUCAGCUUUUUACUGUUAUGAGUAUCUUACUGUUGGUUUAAGAUGAUAAUAAUAAAGAUCUGGUAUGUUAAAUUUCUAAGAAAUUGCCGCUAGUAUUUGCCCCUCAUCAGAGCGACUUGUGUCACAGGCAUCACCAGCAUGGGAGGUGGCAAGCAAGAAUUGGAAGGGUAGCAGGGAACAAAGAUCUCUACUUGGGAACCUUCAGUAAGAUUCAAAGAUAAUUUUUAUAUAAAAAAAAUUAUGUUUCAAAAGGCAUUCUUCUUUUGUUCACGAAUACAUUCUAAACUUUAAUCCCAAAUACUGUUAUUAGAAAUAUAAAUUAUUUAUAAUCUGCUCAUUGUUAGCUGAAAAUAUGAAACAUACCUCUUGAUUUACUUAUUAUAUACUGAAAAAAUUUCAUCAAAUGACAAAAGAAUAGGGGAUGAUGAAAAAAACAUGGUUUCUAAACUGUAGAACUACAUCUUCUCCGUACGCAGGCACCCAAGAAGAAGCAGCGGAGGCUUACGACAUCGCCGCCAUUAAAUUCCGAGGUCUCAACGCCGUCACAAACUUCGACAUGAGCCGAUACGACGUCAAGAGCAUCAUUGAGAGCAGCGCCUUGCCAAUUGGAGGCGCGGCAAAGCGGCUCAAGGAAGCCUCCGAUCACAACGAAGCCAGCAUCGACGGAAGGAGGAACGACGACCGCGUUACAUCCCAACUCACAGAGGGAAUUAGUAACUACGGAUCACACCAUCAUGGAUGGUCAACGAUCGCAUUUCCGCAGGCGGCGCCACCGCCUUUGGCCAUACCCUACCCGUACGGACAGCAACGUGUCUGGUGCAAGCAGGAGCAGGAUACAAUCACGGCAUUGCAGGACCUCCACCAUCUCCAGCUGGGCAGCGCCACCCAGAGCCUCUUCCAGCCAUCGGUUUUCCACAACCUGGUGGGCUUGGACUCGUCUUCGAUGGAGCAUAGCUCGGGCUCUUCGAACUCGUUCAUCUAUAGCGGCGCAGGCGGCGGAGGUGGCGGGACCCACCACGCUGUCGUCGGCGGGGGAAACGGCUAUUCUGUUCCCCUCGGUACGGUACCGGCCGACCACAGCCAUCCCAGUCAAGGGCUUGGCGGGCUGGGCGAGAGUGAGGUGAAGCAGCUAGGUUAUGAGAACCUGUUGGCAUCCACCGAUCCGUACUCGAGUCGGAAUAUCUACUACCUCUCCCAGCAGUCCUCGGCUAGCGUUCCCUGCAACAACUGGAUUCCCAACUCCGGGCAAGCCGUUCCUCAGAGGCCGAGUAGUAACAUGGCGGCAGUCUGCCUUGGAGCGCCGAUAUUUUCGGUUUGGAAUGACGCUUAG
Molecule: messenger RNA, 3882 nt
Organism: Spirodela intermedia
Lineage: Eukaryota; Viridiplantae; Streptophyta; Magnoliopsida; Alismatales; Araceae
Source: the annotation of a GenBank genome assembly